AUGCAUCUCAAUUCAUUCGUUGCCCUCAAUGCGCUUGCUGGCGCAGCUGUGGCAUCUCCGGCUCCCGCUCUGCACCCCAGGCAGACCGACCUCGGGACCUUCAUCCAGACUGAGAAAUCAAUUGCCCUUCAGGGAGUUCUCAACAACUUCGGCCCCAAUGGCAACCUCUCUCGGGGGGCAGCACCUGGUGUCGCUAUCGCCGGAAAUUCUGAGAUAAACCCUCCUUACAUCUACACCUGGACCCGUGAUACCGCCUUGACUGUGAUGUCCCUUAUCCACGAGUUCCUCGCAGGAAACUCGUCCCUCGAGGAGCUCAUCCAGCAAUACGUCACCACGUCGGCUAAGAUGCAGACCGUCAAUAACCUGUCGGGCGACCUGUCAGACGGCGCUGGCCUCGGUGAGCCUAAAUACAAUAUCAACGUCACUGCUUUCAACGAGCCUUGGGGCCGCCCGCAGCCCGAUGGCCCUGCCCUGCGUGCAUCGGCCCUCAUCGCGUACGGCAACCAUCUGCUUGCUAAAGGCCAGCAGGCUAAGGUGUCGGAAAACAUCUGGCCUAUUGUCAGCAACGACCUGGCAUACGUCGGCCAGUACUGGAACCAGUCGGGCUUCGACCUGUGGGAGGAGGUUAAUGGCACCUCUUUCUUCACCACCGCCGUCCAGCACAAGGCCCUUGUUGAGGGUAAAGCCUUUGCGACCGCCCUUGGUAAGUCCUGCACCGCUUGCACCGUGGCACCGCAAAUCCUGUGUCAUCUCCAGGACUUCUGGAACGGCACGACACUGAUCUCGAACUCGCCUACCAACGGUCGCAGCGGUAUUGACGUCAACUCCGUUCUCGCCUCCAUCAACACCUUCGACCCUGCCGCUGCAUGUGACGAUCUCACCUUCCAGCCUUGCUCCGCCCGUGCCUUGGCCAACCACAAGAAACUCAUUGACGGAUUCCGUUCUAUCUACGGCAUCAACAAGGGCAGAACCACUGGCAAGGCAGCCGCUGUGGGCAGAUAUACCGAAGACAUUUUCAUGGGCGGCAACCCUUGGUACCUGGCCACCCUUGCGGCCGCUGAGCAGCUUUACGAUGCCCUAUACCAGUGGGACGGACAGGGUGCCAUCACUAUCACCACUCUCUCCCUGCCAUUCUUCCGCGACCUCGUGGCCAAUGUCCACACUGGCGUCUACCCCAAGUCAUCUCCAGCUUACAAGUCUAUCACUGACGCUGUGAGAGCCUACGCGGACGGUUUCAUCGCAGUCGUGCAAGAGUACACCCCUGCCAAUGGCGGCCUGUCGGAAGAAUAUGAGCGCGACACCGGCGUCCAAAAAUCUGCUCCCGAUCUCACCUGGUCUUACGCUUCCUUCUUGACUGCCAUUGCUAGACGCAACGGUUCCGUGCCACCGUCCUGGGGGUCUUCUUCCGCACUUGCGCUUCCCCAAAAGUGCGGUCCCACCACUGUCCAGGGCACCUAUGCGGCUGCCACGCCUUCUUCGUGGUAA
Penicillium mononematosum is the source of this 1485-nucleotide messenger RNA. RefSeq names its product glycoside hydrolase family 15 protein. Gene Ontology annotation, molecular function: glucan 1,4-alpha-glucosidase activity. Gene Ontology annotation, cellular component: fungal-type vacuole. The transcript is spliced from 3 exons. The record is from RefSeq and is a predicted model, not a curated record. Gene Ontology annotation, biological process: polysaccharide metabolic process. NCBI's taxonomy places the organism in Eukaryota, Fungi, Ascomycota, Eurotiomycetes, Eurotiales, Aspergillaceae. Bases 1 to 1485 code for a protein of 494 amino acids.